Molecule: messenger RNA, 681 nt
Organism: Ostrea edulis (European flat oyster)
Lineage: Eukaryota; Metazoa; Mollusca; Bivalvia; Ostreida; Ostreidae
Exons: 1
Coding region: 1-681 (226 amino acids)
Source: RefSeq, a predicted model, not a curated record
AUGUGGGAGGAAGAUGGUUUCGACUUCCGCAUCUCUUAUAUUGCUGAACAACAAGAAGUGGACUCAGGAAACAUUCAGGUGCUGAAGCAAGAGAACAAAAUGUUGAAAGAAGAUAUAGAUAUGUUAAAAUCUGUAGUUAUUAACUUAGACAGAACAGGUAGAAAACAGCAAAGCGAGAUCACAGAUUUAAAGUCAAGAUCAAUGAAGCAGAACUUACUCAUUCACAAUUUACCCGAUGAAGAAAAUGAAAAUCUUUUCAAGAAAAUCCCACAAUUGAUUAAAGAAUACCUGGGAGUCGAAACGACUUUUGCAAACAUACAUCGAAACGGGUCUAAAAAUCCGGGUAGACCAAGAACUAUUACGGGUCGACUAGAGAAAUUUACUGAUAAGGAGAAAGUCCUCCAAGCACAGAAAGACAAAAGAAAUAGCGAAGGGUCUGGCUCUACAGAACAAUCAAAUACAACUUUCUACAUUACCCCACAAAGACCAGUAGAGGUAGCUGAAAAUCGGAAAAAAACCCAAGAAAUAAGUAACCGGUAUUGGAAAGAGGAUGUGAAAACACGUUUUGUAGGAGACAAGUUAGCUUUUCCUAACGGAAACACAUACAAAGAAAAAGUGUUCAAACCAAAGCCUGAAAACAUUUUGCUAAUGGAUCAAGCAGAAAAAGAGGCGCUUCAAUAG